Messenger RNA from Monopterus albus (swamp eel), 2437 nucleotides. Its product is annotated as GTP-binding protein Rheb-like. The record is from RefSeq and is a predicted model, not a curated record. The transcript is spliced from 8 exons. Gene Ontology annotation, biological process: signal transduction. Gene Ontology annotation, cellular component: membrane. NCBI's taxonomy places the organism in Eukaryota, Metazoa, Chordata, Actinopteri, Synbranchiformes, Synbranchidae. Bases 368 to 922 code for a protein of 184 amino acids. Gene Ontology annotation, molecular function: GTPase activity; GTP binding.
CUUACACAAUGACAGUUUCCGUCAGUUUAACUAGCGAAUUGUAACCGCGCUGAACAAGCUCUUUGUCGUUUCUAACUCCAGUUUAAACGAGAAUUUCAUCAUUUUGAACUAUCGAUCGGUAUCGAUUACUAUAUCAGAUACGGAGAGAGACCGUUUUUUUUUAGAUAAGUACAAGUAGUACUUGCUGUAGUUAAACUUUGAACUUUCAGCUAGAGGCCCAGUGGAGAGCUCGAGCGGCGGCUUCGAAAAGUUUGUUGUUGUCACGUGACGCUAGACGAAUGCGGCGAUAAAAGUUUGUUUAGCUAGAUAGUAAAACUAGGUGGCGUACUACAUUAUCAGACCCCAGUUGAACACCGCUUUCAUCACAAUGCCUCAACCAAAAUAUCGAAAGAUUGCUGUUUUAGGUUACAGGUCUGUAGGAAAGUCAUCUCUUACAAUACAGUUUGUGGAAGGACAAUUUGUUGACUCUUACGACCCCACCAUUGAAAACACCUUUAACAAAAUGGUCAAUGUGAAUGGUCAAGACUUUAAUCUUCAGUUGGUUGACACAGCUGGACAAGAUGAGUACUCAAUUUUUCCACAGUCCCACUCAAUGGACAUCCAUGGCUAUGUCCUUGUCUAUUCAGUGACUUCCAUGAAAAGUUUUGAAGUUGUGCAGGUUCUACAUGACAAGCUGCUAGACAUGGUUGGGAAGAUUCAGGUUCCAACUGUUCUUGUAGGUAACAAAAAAGAUCUUCACUUGGAAAGGGUUAUCAAGCCAGAGGAGGGAAAGAAACUUGCUGAUUCCUGGGGCGCUGCAUUCAUGGAGUCCUCGGCCAAGGAGAAUGAGACUGCUGUUGAGGUUUUCAAGCGGAUCAUUUUGGAGAUGGAGAAAGCUGAUGGAAAUGCGGCCCCAGAGGAGAAAAAAUGUGCUGUUAUGUAAAAGUGUAUUCAAGACAUCAGUAAGCUCAUUUGCUGAAGACAGGAGGCACAGCUUCACCAGCUGGCCGAUUGUGACCUCACCAAGAUCAAGACACUGCAGUGGAACUUUUCUGCUCCGUUGUAAUACCAGAUUGAUUUACACAGCAAGGCAGUUGCCUAGACAGUUGAUAAACUAUCCCACUCAUUGUAACCACAGGGAGAAAUUUCUUGCAGCAAUAUUCAUUUUUGUUUUAGAUAAAGAUGCACUUUCAGUGAACAUGUUCUUUAAAUAUUGAAAUGUAGUCCAUGACUAGGCAAGAACUUGAUUUUUGAAUUCAAUCAAAUGCUGAGAAAACAAGUGAAGAUUGACAAACCUUGUUAAUUGCAUCAAAAGUUUUCACCAAUGUAUUAGGAAUAACUGCUUGGAAGUCUGAUGUUUGAGACAUAUUUGGCUUGUCUCUAAACUCUGAGUAGUUGAUGUACAGUGAGGGAUGGUUAAAAAACCUUUUUAAGUACAGUUGUAUUAAUUAUUUCAGCAGGUUUUUUUGACAGUGAUGCAGUGUCAUAGUUCACAUUACUUUAAAUGUGGAUUUCUUACAAGUGGUGGAUUUCUUUGAACAGUCUGAAAUGAGAUUUCACGUAAGAAAUUUCGCUGUGGUUUCAUAGGUUCUUUUCACUGUAAUUUUUAUCACCUUAUUUUCAGGUACCUUUCACUAAUGAACUUUUGAACUGUCUCUUCAGGGGGGAGGAAUUUUUUUUUUUCUUUUCAUAUUUAACAACACAUUUUAACCUGUUCUGCUAAGCAGAUGGGCCUCUCCCAUUGUUUCUACAGUUUAAUUUCUCCUUAUUCACUGUAAUAUUAUCUUGUGGAUGCCCCUCAGAGAAAUUUAGUAUAGUUUGGAAUAGGUCUGUGGCAUUUACCAGUUAUGGUUAUGGCCUUUUUAUACAAUAUAAGUAGAAUCUUAGAACUUUGUUUGACUGUUACUGAGUGACCCACAUUAUUAUGAAAAUUGUUGAGUUACAAUUUGCCUUGUAACACUGCAAGACAAUUUAAGUGGCUCAAAGCCAUGGAGGUAUCAUAGUAGUUUUUGAACUCGUGGUUUGAAUUGUUGGUUCACACAGGCGUGAUCAAACUUGGCCAGGAUGGCAUUCAGCCCAUUUAAUUCAUAUUGUGGACUUGCAUGGUCACUGUCAGACACUUAAGAUCCUCAACGACUUGUUUAGCUCAUGUAGCCUUACGAAAACUGACAGUCUGGAUUUUUCCCCUCAUAAUUCGCAUGUUGUACAUGUAGUGGAUAAUUUGAACUUUGCUGAGUAAUUCGUUACUUGAUGGUGGUUGAACACAAGCUGGUGAUGCUGUUCCUUGUGCCUUGCAGUUCUUCAAAUUCCCAUCUGCUUCCCUUCAUGACUUAAGGUGCUUUCCCCCCUCUUCCAUGCAGGUGAUGGUGUUCACUUGAACACUAAUAUUAAGUCGAUGUUAAUUCAAAAAUCUUGCUGUAAACAGUUUUGUAUAUGAAUAAAUCGGUUACUCAUUUGA